AUGACCGAGAAGUUUUGCGACAAAGGUACCGAAGACGAACCAAAAUGCCAAAGCAAUUGUGAGCAGCCAGGCUCUGGUGGCUCUGGCGGCGAUGUCCAGAAGGUUGUGAUCGGUUACUACGAAGCUUGGGCACAUGACAGGAAAUGUCAAGGCAUGGACUUCAAGAAUAUCCCAACAGGCGCACUUACUCAUCUCUACUUUUCCUUCGGUUACAUUUCGCCCGGCACUUUUGAUCUGGUUCCGAUGGACGACCUUAGCCCCGAUCUAUUCUCGCAGUUCACAGAUGUCAAAAAGUCGAACCCCGGCUUGAAGACAGUCAUUGCUCUUGGCGGUUGGACCUUCAACGAUAACGGCACCGCAACUCAGCCGGUCUUCAGCGACAUGGUCAGCACCGCUGCGAACCGCGCCUUGUUCAUCAAAAAGUUAUUCGCUUUUAUGAGACAGUACGCCUUUGACGGUGUAGACUUCGACUGGGAGUAUCCUGGAGCAACCGAUCGAGGGGGUAAGCCUGAAGACGGCAAGAACUUUGUUACGUUCUUGAAGGAACUUAACGAGGAGAACGACAAGCAGCUCAUGCAUUAUGUUGUCUCCUUCACUGUUCCUACUAGCUUCUGGUAUCUGAGGCAUUUUGAUCUGAAAGCUGUGGAUUACGUCGACUUCGUCAACGUCAUGAGCUAUGAUCUUCAUGGAAUCUGGGACUCAACUAACCCGAUCGGCAAUCAUAUAUAUGGGCAUUCGAACUUGACCGAGAUUAAGUUAGCCUUGGAUCUUUUCUGGCGCAACGACAUCAAACCAGAGAAGCUCAAUCUCGGGCUGGGGUUCUAUGGUCGCAGUUUCCAGUUAUCAGACCCCUCUUGCUACCGACCUGGCUGCAAUUUCAAGGGCGGAGCAUCUCCUGGUCCCUGUUCCGACAACUCAGGAACUUUGACAUACAAAGAGAUUCAACAAGUGAUCAAACAGCACAAGAUCAGUCCUUACUAUGACAAGGAGGCUCAAGUCAAGUACAUCACCUGGAACCAAGACCAAUGGGUGUCGUAUGAUGACAAAGACACAUUCAAGGCGAAGAUCGACUUUGCGAACAAGCUAGGCCUCGGCGGACUACUCAUCUGGGCCAUUGAUCAAGACACGGAUGAUUUGGACGCUCUCAACGCCGUCGUGUCUCCAAAAUCUGUCAAAGCCCUCGCGAUGACUGCCGAUGACGCUUCCUUUUGGGACGAUGCGACCGUACCUGAUUGCUAUGUCACUGACUGUGGUGGUACUUGUAAGGCUGGUUUCUUCAAAAUUGAACAGCAACCAUGCGGUGGUGCGAAGCCUGUCACGCGCAGGUCCAAAGGCGAGGACAGCCAGCUGUGCUGUCCAGUUUCCAGUGCACCAGAUCCCGACAAGUGCCACUGGCGCGGCGAAGCACCUCCAUGUAAUGGCCGUUGCCAUGACAAUGAGGUACUGCUGCAGAUGAACAAGUGGGGUGAUGGGAAGUAUUGUGAAGACGGAAACAAAGCAUAUUGCUGCGAGUCACCUGCGGCUAAGGGUCAUGACUGCUACUGGGCAGGCGUCGGCAAGGAUUGCAACGGCGACGACACGACAAUGACCUUUUCAGGCACAUUUCUGAGUACAAUCGCCGACAUUGCGGACGCGAUGACUUUGAUCGAUAAUGCUCUGGUUGAUUGGCUCGAAGCGAUUGACGUCGAUAUGCAGAAACGAUACUGCUGCCCGAAGAAAGACGCCAAAAACUGGAAGAACUGCAGGUGGUACGGAGAGCCAGGAUCUUGCUUCGACAACCAUUGCCCGGUCGGAAAGCAAGUGCAACUCACGGACAGCCCAUAUGGUUUUGGGCAAUCCUGCUUCCCUCGUCUGGAAAGAAACAGAGUCUACUGUUGCGACCCAUCCGAUGGUAAACAACUGUUCCUUCCGGUACCACUGGAUCGGCUAUUUAGCGAUCCACCGACUGGGGACGACGUCGAUACGGACUUUGAGCUCAAUGUGGACGACACCUUUGGUGGACAGGGCGACAAGACCGACGAUGACCCUUCCAAUGCUGCAUUUCAAUUUGUCGUGCUUGCAUCGCCUAAAGAACUGCAACAUUCUCUCGAUAAACGCGAUGGCUCUCAUUGGGAACUGUUCAACUGCCAAGGCGGGCCGAGUGAAGAAGAGCAAACCAUCCAGAUGUUCUGCAUUGACGGCUCAGAGAACAACAAUUGUCAAAACAUCGGACUUGGACACGGCGUACCCGGUACCAUCCUGGAAACGCCAGCUGGCUGUGGAGCCGGUCGCUAUGCCGUCGCGAAACACAUGGUCCCUGCUGUCAAUCAAACGAUUCCGCACCAUCUUCGGAAGCGAGCGUCACAUAUGCCAAUGGUCUAUGAUCUGACCUUCGACUACAACUUCAGGCGCGUUCCUCGCGAUUCUGGUGAUACACAGAUGAGGAUAGACUUUUCCAACAAGAACGACUACUGGGACAACGUUGUCGCAGCUGCGAGCACAAAGCGUAAAUCUAAACGCUCCUUGUCUGACUUUGACGGCAAUCAUAAGAGAUGGCUUGAAGAGGAGUGGCGAGACGACUAUCACGGUGGUGCUCUUAGUCAUGAAGAGCUUCACAAGCGAUGGUUCGGAUCCGACGUGCUUGCUUGGCUCACGAACUUGGUCAGCCCCAAGAUCGAGAAAGAGUUCACACAUGACGUGAAUGAGCAAUUCAUCGCCAAAAUCAUUGACGACAAAGUCGAGUGUGGCACAGGACCGGCCAAAUUCAAUGCCCAUGUCUUGGUUCAGGCUCUCACAGAUGUCGAAAUCUCCACCAGUUUUGGUUUCACCCUCAUCACGAAGCUCAAUUUCGAUAAUCCAGGCGGCUCUCUUGACCUGAGCCAGUCGUACCUUACGUUCAGCAACAGUGGUAAGGUCACUGCGGUAUUCACUCUCGAAGCCAUGAUCAAGGUUUCGUACGAGUCGGGAGAAAAGACAAUUCUUACCCUUCCCUUCCCAGGCGCAACAUUCCGAGUCCCUGGCAUUGUCACUAUCGGUCCCUCUGUCCGCGUGGUUGGCGAGUUCAACGCUGGCCUCACACUAUCUGCGGAGAUAGAAACCAAGAUCGAUCUUGCGGAAUGGGACGUCAGGCAAACUUAUCCAGCCGCCUCCGAGGAGUACGAGCCUCAGGCUGACAAGGAACUGGAUUCUGGAGAGACGGGCGACAAAAACGGCCUGUUGGAACCUCAAUUCUACGCUUCUGUUCUAGCUUCAGGUCAGGCUGAAGCCCACCUCAAGGCCAUCGCAGAGUUUGGUAUUCGCUUUGAUGACAGCUGGAAGGUUGGAGCCGCAACGGCCGGAGUUGUUGCUGAUGGCUAUGUUCGCAUGGAGGUUGGAGCUGGUAAGAGCACCGAAGCUUCAUGUCCAUGGACAUAUGGCUUCUACGUGGGCGCAAAGUUAUAUGCGCAGGUCAGUACUCCGGCAGCAUUCGGUUGGGGCACCAAGACGUGGGAUCUCCCAGGAUCUGGUGAGGUCGGUCUUCCUGAGGGUGGCCAAUGUCCCGACCUUCAAUCAGGCGCGCCUACUAAGCGUGGUUUCACGUCGAUCGACGGUACUCAUCCUCUUUACCACCCUUAUGAGCACUCGGGAAUUGCGGACAAUGCCACAGCGGUACAUCGAUUUGGCAAACGCGUCACACCCUGGGGUCCCCCAUUCCACAUUCCCCUACAGGACCUGCUGUGCCCCAGCCCUGGAGGAAGCCCCGAUAACCAAGGUUCUGCGUGUUCAGAGCUUUCACAUGUGGUGGACGGUAGUAGCUCUCUGGAAAAGCGUGCGUCUGGCGAUUUGACCCUCAAUCAUGUCUUUGCACGAAGUUUAGAUCGCAAAACCCAGGAGUUCUGCGCCGAUAAACUCGGUGGCAAGAUGGUCAUCGUUAGCGCUGACUUCCACACCUCUGGUACCAUAUUGACCGUACUCCCAAAUAUACCGACGUAUGGCUACAACAACUACAACGACUGUCUUGACAUGGGUUUCGGUCAGAUUGCAACGCCCACUGCCGGUAACACAGGACGCUUCGCCACAGAGCAUAUCUUGGAAUUCCAAAUGGUCAAAAACUUCUUCGAAAAGUUCGCCAAGCCGACAAAGUCUAGUGCUUUGACCAAGGUCAACUGUUACAACCCACAAGCAAGUACCAACUUUUGCAAGUGCGUUCAAAGCUUCUGGUACGACAUCAGAGUUGCAGAAAGAAUCACUAUCAACGGUGUGACCAAGUCCGCCAUCGAUUGGGUUGGCGCUGUCUUCCCCAGCCAUACCAACCAAUGGAGCAACGAGCUCGUUCUUCUCGACGGUGAAGUCAACAACCUCAAAGAAGGUCUUUGGGGCGUCAGUGACGCACGCAAUUCCGAUACGCUCGAUACCUAUACGGGCGACGGUACAAAGCUCUUCAAAUACGUCAAAGACACCAUCGCUGCCAUCCGCUACCACAUUGAUCCUUUCAUCAGCCAAACGCUGGUUGCCCAGAAAGACCGGGUCGGUCAAAUGUUCAACGACCUCGAAACGAUUUACCUGCCGCAAAUCACAAAGACCAUCAACGGUCGGCAGGUCACUUGGCGAAGUCUGGAUCUGCAGACAAAGUGGAAUACGUAUAUGCGUACUCAGAAUGCGGCGGCUAUUACAAACAGCUUCAGAUUGGUAGAUUUAUACUUGGACAAGUUGGUGGAUGGAUAUACCUCGGUUGCGCAGAGAGAGGCAGCGGAGAGGGGGACACCUGAUGCACUCAUUCUCAAGGGGCUUAUUGAGAAGAUUGAUGCCCUGCAGGCUGACUGGACAAACAACAGGCCAGUUUGGACCAAUCCCAUGUAG
This is a messenger RNA of Alternaria hordeiaustralica, 4818 nucleotides long. RefSeq lists its product as uncharacterized. Gene Ontology annotation, biological process: carbohydrate metabolic process. Lineage: Eukaryota; Fungi; Ascomycota; Dothideomycetes; Pleosporales; Pleosporaceae. The transcript is spliced from 5 exons. The record is from RefSeq and is a predicted model, not a curated record. The coding region runs from base 1 to 4818 and encodes 1605 amino acids. Gene Ontology annotation, molecular function: hydrolase activity, hydrolyzing O-glycosyl compounds; chitin binding.